GCGACUUCUCCCUCUUUCAAAAUGCUCAGCAGGACUUUGCUUCUCUGCCUCUUGGCCGCUGCGUUCAGCACAGGCUCCUCUCUGAGAUGCAAAUGGAUGGAUCACAAAUUCAGACAGUGCAGCGAAAACUGCCUGAAUCUACUGGAAACUAUGGCUAAUAACUCCACUAACACCACUGGACACGCUGCAGUGACCUUCCCUACUGACCUGUACAGCCAGGCGUCCAAGGCUUCAGCUGAGGAUAAAGUUGGUUUCACAGUUCAGGUUCUGGAGGAGGUGGUGGUUCUGUUUGAGGAGGACCACAGCUCUGCAUCCUGGGAGCAGGUCACAGUGGAGAACUUCCUCAGCGUUGUAACUCGGCAGGCCGAAGGCCUCCGCUCCUGUACUGGGAGCCACAAGAAGAACAAGAAGCUGCAGAUGUAUUUUAAGAGACUCUCACGCCAUGUCCUAGAGCAAAUGGACCACAGUGCUGAAUCCUGGGAACUGAUCAGGAAGCAAAUCAAAACCCAUCUGAUGAGAACAGACCUUCUGAUUUCAUCUCUGCUCACUGUCAACUAAAACCAGCUCAACUAUUUAUUUGAUAUUCUAUUUAUUUUUUUAUACAUUGAGUGUUUUUUACUCGUGUAUUUAUUGAUUGUUAUCAUUCGUUAUUGUUAUCGUUGUUAGUCCUUACAAUCACUGCUCUAUUUAUUUAUCUGUUUAAUCAGGUGCGAAUUAAGGAAAUAUUUAUGUUUAGGCUUCUGCCAAAUUGAAUAUAUGUAUUUUUUAUAUCCAAUAAAAACGAUUCUUGCAGCAAAUAUAUGUUAUUCCGUAUUUCACAAGUUGAAAGGCAAAUCUGACAUAUAUCAUCACUUUAAAUCGUCACUUUACUUUAUGUCAUAUCAAUUCCAGCAUCAGAACAGCUUCAGUCCGUGUCACUGCCUCCUCCUGCCUCAUGUCUCACGCACCUUUACAUCAUUUUCCCCACAGUGACACCGUGACGAGCUCCAACAAAUGUGUUCAGAGAUGUG
Betta splendens (Siamese fighting fish) is the source of this 1010-nucleotide messenger RNA. RefSeq names its product interferon a3-like. Gene Ontology annotation, molecular function: cytokine receptor binding. Lineage: Eukaryota; Metazoa; Chordata; Actinopteri; Anabantiformes; Osphronemidae. The transcript is spliced from 5 exons. Gene Ontology annotation, biological process: defense response; response to exogenous dsRNA. The coding region runs from base 22 to 558 and encodes 178 amino acids. Gene Ontology annotation, cellular component: extracellular region. The record is from RefSeq and is a predicted model, not a curated record.